Messenger RNA from Euleptes europaea (tarantolino), 711 nucleotides. Its product is annotated as tetraspanin-7-like. The transcript has a single exon. Bases 1 to 711 code for a protein of 236 amino acids. NCBI's taxonomy places the organism in Eukaryota, Metazoa, Chordata, Lepidosauria, Squamata, Sphaerodactylidae. Gene Ontology annotation, cellular component: membrane. The record is from RefSeq and is a predicted model, not a curated record.
AUGACUCUGCUCAAGCUCUCUCUAAUGGCUUUCAGUUUUGUCUUCUGGGCAGCAGGGCUAAUUAUGCUUACCAUUGGCAUUUGGGCCAAGAUUUCACUGGGCACCUACUUUGUGUUGUCUACCAAUGAGUAUCCCAAUACCUCCGUCAUCCUGUUGGCGACUGGCACUGCAGUCAUUGUAUGGGGCUUUCUGGGUUGUGUUAGUGCAGCAACCGAACACCGUUGUCUGCUGUGCACCUAUGGGGGUUUUCAACUGGCUGUUUUGGUGGCUGGCCUGGCAGCAGGGCUCUCUAGCUUGUUUUACCGCAAGGAUAUUGCCGAAGGUUUCCAGAAGGGGCUGCAGGAAGCCAUACAUUCCUACACAGAGAAUGAGGAAAAGGCAGAAGCCCUGGAUUCCAUCCAGCGCACCUUGGACUGCUGUGGGGUAGAAAGUUACCGGGAUUGGUUUUCUUCUCCCUGGUCUAUGGAGCAACAAUCACCCAAUGGCUCAGUGCCUGCGAGCUGUUGUCGAGCUCGCAAAGGUUGCCUGCACAGUCCUCUUCCUUCAGAUGCACGUGGCAUCUACCAUGACGGAUGCUACAGCAAGGUCUAUGACUUUGUCAGUGACAACAUGUUCUACAUUGCCACUGCUGCGCUCGGGCUGGCACUGAUGCAAGUGGUGGGCAUCGUCCUGGCUUGUCUGCUGGCUGCUCGCAUUUUGCCGUAUGCUUAG